Molecule: messenger RNA, 1758 nt
Organism: Calliphora vicina (urban bluebottle blowfly)
Lineage: Eukaryota; Metazoa; Arthropoda; Insecta; Diptera; Calliphoridae
Product: sodium-coupled monocarboxylate transporter 2-like
Biological process (GO): transmembrane transport; sodium ion transport
Cellular component (GO): membrane
Molecular function (GO): symporter activity
Source: RefSeq, a predicted model, not a curated record
AUGUCAGUGUUAAAUGCUACCGCCUCUGUCUUAAGUGACAUCACCCAAUUCACUUUCAAUACGUUCGAUUAUACGGUUUUGGUAUUUUUGUUGUGUAUUUCCGCGGCUAUCGGUGUGUAUUUCGGUUUCUUUGCCAAAGGAGAAGAAACAACCGAAGAAAUUUACUUACAUGGCGGCAAACAAAUGAAAGUUUUACCAAUUGCCAUUUCAUUGGUGGCCAGUCAGCUUUCGGGUAUUACAUUUAUGACCAUACCGGCGGAAAUGUAUUCGUUUGGCAUAAAUUGGGGAUUCACCAUUGUGGCGAUGGUCGUCAUAAUACCCCUGCUAUGUUGGGUGAUUUUACCCGUGUUCUAUAAUAAUGGCAUUACCAAUUGUUACGAGUAUUUACAAUUGCGUUUCAAUCGCAAAACGCGCGAACUAUUGACAGCUGCUUUCAUAUUGACCCUAUUCUUCAUGCUGCCCGUUUUUACUUUCAUACCCGCAUUGGCUUUCUCACAGGUUACUGGCAUUCAUAUUCAUCUGAUCAAUGGCAUUGUCUGUUCCAUCUGUGUGUUCUACACAAUGUUUGGUGGCAUUAAAGCUGUCGUUUGGACUGAUGUGGUACAGGCCGUUAUAAUGGUAGUGUCCGUGGUAUUGGUGGCCGUUUUGGGUGUCAUUAAAGUGGGUGGUUUCGGCGAAGUAUUUCGUAUAGCUAGUGAAGGUGGCAGAUUAGAUGUUAAUUAUGCAUUCGAUUUUACCACACGUUCGACAUUUUGGAAUUGUUUUAUUAGUUCCACCGUGAUAUGGACCUCGUUUCUGGGUCUAGAUCAAAGUAGUGUACAGAGAAUUGUUUCGCUGCCAACAUUAAAACAAGCCAGACAUUCCCUGAUAAUAUUCGGUUUUGGUUUCGUUUUAAUCAUGGGCUUCAAUUGUCUAACCGGCAUUGUAAUGUAUGCUCGCUACCAUGAUUGUGAUCCCCUGGCUGCUGGUUACGUGGAAAAAGCCGAUAAAUUGAUGCCCUUCUUUGUCCAAGAUGUUGUGGGUCAUCUUAAGGGUAUGCCUGGUGUAUUCAUAUCGUGUGUCUUCAGUGCUGCCUUGAGUACCAUGUCGGCCAGUAUGAAUGCGUUGGCUGGUAUUGUUUAUUUCGAUUGCAUAAAGCCCAGAAUAAAUCACACCGAAAGACGUGCCAAUAUGAUUAUGAAGGCUUUGGUGUUGUUUACCGGUGUUUAUUGUAUUUUGGCUGGCGCUAUUGUUGAAAGAUUCACCUCAAUUCUACAGAUGCUCUAUUCGAUUAAUGGUGUAACAAUAGGUGCAGUAUUUGGGGUAUUUAUGAUGGGGAUGUUGGUGCCCAAGGCUCAUGGCAGGGCAGCAUUUUAUGCUGUUGUCGCCAGUAUGUUGACUAUGGUAGUCAUUGUUAUAUUGGCUCAAGGCAGAUUACAUUAUCAAACCCUGCCCAGUUCGGUGGAAUAUUGUCCCGUUUUGAAUAUGACACAAAGCAACAUCUCUCCUUUGGUUAACCUGCCUUUGCCAACUGAAAACCACUUAGAUAAAGGUUUCAAUAUACUGGACAUGUCUUUCAAUUGGUAUGUGGUCUUCGGUGCAUUUAUUGUGUUUGCUGUUGGAAUACCAUUCAGUUAUAUUUUAACGCCUGAAAAGGGUGCCAAAUUCGAUGUCAAGCUUCUUUCGCCCAUUAUACAACCAUUUGUUAACUAUGAAUUGGCUCAGGUCAAUGAAGUGUUAACAGAAAUUAUUACCUCAAAGCUCCCUCUUAAGUCAUAG